AUGACUAGACAAUCACUGAUCCACGUACAAACAACCUUUUCUCAAGAAGAUCUUUGUCCUCCUUACUCCCCUUUAGAUCCUCAUCCCCGAUUAGAUCUUCAUGACAAUACGAAUCAAGCUCUUCUUUCUUUACGAAAUGAUUCACAUGUCACAACUCCAGAUCUACAUACUGCCGAUCUGUACACAAACGACCUACACUCCUUUCAUCGAUCCCCCCAGAAUCACGAUAAUCCCCUUCUACCUCAUAACCCCCAUCUUCUCAUCUCCUCACAUACGUCUCUUCAAACUCAUGAGCAAACAAAUCAACAUCUCACAAACUUGACACCUGAACAGAAUAUGAAUCCUCCCACUUACACUCCCGUACCUAAUGAUAGAGAUAAUUACGCUCUUUUCUUACUUCGACAUAAUCUACGUCAACAUCGUUCCAAUAUUCGACCAGUUUUGAGAAUCACAACACCCACUCAACCAUCUCCUUUAUCCCUCCAUGACUCUCAUCUUCCAUCAAACAGACCAACACCAACAAACAUCCAACAUUCACAUAUGAUGGUGAUGGGAGAAGAACAAAUGGUUGCAAUUAAUGGAGAAGUUCAAAAUGACGUCUGGGUUCAUCAACAUCAUGAAGUCAGAAGGGAUAUGGAAGGAGAACAAGAAAUAAUUGUAGGAUCCGAAGGAAUCGAUUUAAAUCUUUCAACAUUACCUCCUUCACCUCAACUUUCAAACGCUUUAAGAGAUUUACGUCAUUCUCGUGAUCCUUCCAAAUGGGGUUCAAGACGAUCACGUAGGUUUGUAGAUUCAGAAGAAGAAGAAUGGACAGGUAUGGGAGGUUGGUUUAAAUGGAUGUUCAGUUUACUCGCUCCUCCUGUUGAUUUACGUGGACCGGGUGUAGGACCGAUCGGUGGAUAUGGAAUGUUUGCUAUUUGA
Molecule: messenger RNA, 921 nt
Organism: Tremella mesenterica DSM 1558
Lineage: Eukaryota; Fungi; Basidiomycota; Tremellomycetes; Tremellales; Tremellaceae
Exons: 1
Coding region: 1-921 (306 amino acids)
Source: RefSeq, a predicted model, not a curated record